UAUUUCUGCUGCCACGACGACCAGUCGAUAAUGGUGGACCAUAGAGGAAGAGCGGAUAACGCGAACAUUACAAAACAGCCUCUAAACCGGAAAAAUCAACGGCUAUAAACACACACCACCGGUCCGAUCCGACGGCCCAUAUUCCCUCUGCAAACUUUCUCUUCUUCAGCCUCCCACUCUCUCUCUCUCUUCUCUGUAUCUCUCUCUCUCUCUCUCUCUCUCUCUCUCUCUCUCUAGCUCCAUUGAUGUCUCUAAUCUUGCACGCGCUAUUUCGUAAUUCUAUUCGUUUUUGUAAAUUUUGGGUUUGAAAAUGCCCGCAAUCGAGUCAUUCAGGCCGGUAUUUCGCCAUAGAAUCUCUUCAAAAUGGGGCCAUAAUGGAACGAGCUACUUCCACAACCGAUCUAGGGUUCUUAACCAGAAACCGGGUCAUUUUGUUUCGACUUCGGUAUCGUUUCCUUCGAUUAAUCUGUACAGACAAGCUAGGGUUUCGAAGAACUUAGGGUUUCUGAGGAAUCAUCGCGGUUGGAGGGAGAGUAGGAUUCGCGCCAAUACUCAGGAUGGGGACUCGAAGGCGAGUCCGAGCGAGAAGAGUGAAGCGAAGGCCGGCGAAGGCCAGCGAGUCGCUAAGAGUUCAUCGAGUUCCAAUUCGAAGUUGCCGCCGCGGAGAGGAAAAGGCGGUUGGUGGAAGGGCGGGAAGUGGCGCUGGCAGCCGAUUAUUCAGGCGCAGGAGAUCCGUAUAUUGUUGUCGCAAUUGGCGAUCGUCAUGUUUGUGAUGCGGUUGCUCCGGCCGGGAUUACCGUUGCCAGGGUCGGAGCCGAGGACUCCGACGGUGUUUGUGAGCGUUCCGUACAGUGAGUUUUUGAGCAGGAUUGAUAAUAAUCUGGUGCAGAAGGUCGAAGUUGAUGGAGUUCAUAUAAUGUUUAGGUUAAAAUCCGAAGCGGGUAGUGUGGAAAGCGAUGCGGGCAGCGCGAGUAAGUUGCAGGAAACGGAGGCAUUGAUACGAAGUGUGGCACCGACGAAGCGGAUUGUGUACACAACUACCCGUCCGAGCGACAUAAAGACUCCGUAUGAGAAAAUGCUCGAGAACAAUGUUGAAUUUGGGUCUCCGGACAAACGGUCGGGUGGAUUUUUGAACUCCGCAUUGAUAGCUUUGUUUUAUAUUGCUGUGCUUGCAGGACUUCUCCAUCGGUUCCCUGUAAGCUUCUCUCAGCAUACAGCCGGUCAACUUAGGAACCGCAAAUCUGGGGGUCCUGGUGGAGCUAAAGUGUCUGAACAGGGGGAAACAAUUACAUUUGCUGACGUUGCAGGUGUUGAUGAGGCUAAGGAAGAGCUAGAAGAAAUUGUGGAAUUUCUCAGGAAUCCUGACAGGUAUGUGCGUGUUGGUGCUCGUCCUCCUCGAGGUGUUCUCCUGGUGGGCCUUCCCGGGACAGGAAAGACUCUUCUAGCAAAGGCUGUGGCUGGGGAGGCUGAAGUUCCUUUCAUAAGUUGUUCUGCGAGUGAAUUUGUUGAAUUGUAUGUUGGCAUGGGGGCAUCCCGUGUGAGAGAUCUUUUUGCACGGGCAAAGAAGGAGGCACCAUCUAUUAUCUUUAUUGAUGAAAUUGAUGCAGUGGCAAAAAGCCGCGAUGGUAGAUUACGUGUUGUCAGCAAUGAUGAGCGAGAGCAGACCUUGAACCAGUUGCUCACUGAGAUGGAUGGUUUUGACAGCAACUCUGCAGUGAUUGUUCUCGGAGCAACUAAUCGCUCGGAUGUCUUAGACCCUGCACUUCGCCGUCCAGGGAGAUUUGAUCGUGUUGUUAUGGUGGAAACACCUGAUAGGACUGGAAGAGAAGCCGUUUUAAAAGUACAUGUUUCCAAGAAAGAACUUCCUUUAGGAGAGGAUGUCAAUCUUGGCGAUAUUGCGUCUAUGACCACUGGUUUCACUGGGGCAGACCUUGCAAACUUGGUAAAUGAAGCUGCUUUGUUAGCUGGUAGACAAGAUAAAGAAGUUGUAGAGAAAAUUGAUUUUAUUCAAGCAGUGGAGCGCUCAAUAGCUAUGGCAUCGGUUCAUUCUAUUUUAACAUCAAUUGUGUGCAAGAAUGGAAAUCAUUCUGCUUCUGGGAGGUUGGCAAGUACCUUCUUUCCUGCAUUUGAUGGGGUUGGCUGUGUUGGUAGUGUGUGGCAUAAGGAAUCAUGCCCUUCUUCUGUGAGUUUGGUCCCUAAAGCAACGUUGACAUUUGAUCCCCCAACAACGGGUUCUGAAAAGACCAAACAAAUAAAGCAUACAAUUGAUCCUGCUGCCCCUGACUUCAUCCCACUUCCAUCCUUUGAACAAUGUUUCCCAAGGAGCUCAAAGGAAUAUAGGGAAGUUGUUCAUGAACAAUCUGGUCAUGCACUAAAAGUUCCAUUUCGACGAAUCCACUUGGCAGGGGAUGAACCACAUUUUGACACUUAUGACACUAGUGGUCCUCAGAACAUCAGCCCAAAUGUUGGACUUCCUAAAUUGCGCAAAGACUGGAUUGACAGGAGGGCGGCAUUAGGUGGACCAAGAUACACUCAGAUGUUCUUUGCCAAGCAGGGAAUAAUAACUGAGGAAAUGCUGUACUGUGCUGCUCGUGAGAAUCUGGACCCAGAGUUUGUGAGGUCUGAGGUUGCUCGAGGGCGGGCAAUCAUCCCUUCAAACAAGAAGCACUUGGAAUUGGAGCCAAUGGUGGUUGGAAGAAAUUUCUUGGUCAAAGUUAAUGCAAAUAUUGGAAACUCCGCUGUUCUGAGCUCCAUUGAGGAAGAAGUUCACAAGCUUCAAUGGGCGACAAUGUGGGGUGCUGAUACUGUCAUGGACCUCUCUACAGGUCGCCACAUACAUGAGACUCGUGAGUGGAUCCUACGUAACUCUGCUGUACCAAUAGGGACUGUGCCGAUAUAUCAGGCACUUGAAAAAGUAAAUGGAAUUGCUGAAAAUCUUAGCUGGGAAGUUUUUCGAGACACCCUGAUUGAACAGGCUGAGCAAGGUGUAGAUUACUUCACAAUUCAUGCUGGGGUCCUGCUUCGAUACAUCCCAUUAACAGCAAAGCGCAUGACUGGAAUUGUUUCCCGCGGAGGAUCUAUUCAUGCAAAAUGGUGCUUAACUUAUCACAAGGAGAACUUUGCUUAUGAACACUGGGAUGACAUACUUGACAUCUGUAAUCAGUAUGACGUAGCACUAUCAAUAGGUGACGGUCUAAGGCCUGGGUCAAUUUAUGAUGCCAACGACACUGCUCAAUUUGCAGAGCUUUUAACUCAAGGAGAACUGACACGAAGGGCAUGGGAAAAGGAUGUACAGGUGAUGAAUGAAGGGCCCGGGCAUAUUCCAAUGCAUAAGAUUCCUGAAAACAUGCAAAAACAGCUGGAGUGGUGUAAUGAAGCGCCUUUCUACACUCUUGGGCCUUUAACAACUGAUAUUGCUCCUGGAUAUGAUCAUAUUACCUCAGCCAUUGGUGCUGCAAACAUUGGUGCUCUUGGUACUGCACUUCUCUGUUAUGUAACACCAAAAGAGCACCUUGGGUUGCCAAAUAGGGAUGAUGUGAAAACUGGUGUUAUAUCCUAUAAGAUAGCUGCUCAUGCAGCUGAUUUGGCCAAAGGUCACCCACAUGCUCAAGCAUGGGACGAUACAUUAAGCAAGGCAAGAUUUGAGUUCCGAUGGUUGGACCAGUUUGCUUUGUCAUUGGACCCCAUGACUGCUAUGUCCUUCCAUGAUGAAACCCUGCCAUCUGAUGGUGCCAAAGUCGCACAUUUUUGCUCUAUGUGCGGGCCAAAGUUCUGUUCUAUGAAGAUAACUGAAGAUGUACGGAGGUAUGCCAAGGAGCAUGGCUAUGGUAGUCCCGAGGAAGCUGUGAAGCAUGGAAUGGAUGCCAUGAGUGCUGAGUUUCUGGCUGCCAAUAAAACCGUAACUGGGGAACAGCAUGGCGAAACUGGUGGAGAAAUCUAUUUACCAGCAAGCUACAUAAACUCUUUGGAGAAGCGAAGUGCUCCGUGAAAAAGGAGAAUGGGUUUGAAAAAUGUUGAGGGCUGUCGCAUGAAAUGCUUACGAAGAAUGUUGAUCCCAGUCUGUGGCUGAGUAAGUUUGUGUUUGUCGAGUAAACUUUGUAACUUGUGUCUUCUAAGGCAUCUUCCUUCUGCUUGUUUUAGAGCUUCUAAAAAUAAUAAGAAAAACUUCAACGUGUGUUCCAUAUCCAAGUUAUGUUUAUUUUUAAGCUGUUAUAUUGACGAAAGAAAUGCACCAGGGGUGCCUGUUUUUCUGCCUUGGCAUCAACUUUUGAGCAAUGGUGCAGGCAGAUCAGGCUGAGAAAGUCCCUUUGAACCUGAACAGGAUAAUGCCUGCGUAGGGAGUGUGCUUUUUCUUUUCCCUUUGUUUUCUGUGCUUGCACAGGGAGAGAGCUUCUCUACGUGGAUGGGGCUCAGCUGAUCCAUGUUUGGCAGGUUUGGAGUCAUGGCCAGGCUUCUGUGUGGCUGGGAAGUAUACUAAACCCACGAACUUCUCUUUCUUCUAUCGCAAAAAUAAGUCCAAAUCUAAGCAAUGGUUUAGAUGACGCGUGCGAAGAAUGCAUAGGCAUUGCAUGGAUAUAACACCCACACCGUUUUGAAAAUUUUUGUCUGAACUCAAGAGCAGGCAAGCAGCAUAUUCCAUGUUAUUUUUGUUAAUUCUUAAGUUCAUUAUUCACCAAUAAAGCUCAAGUCGAGUGGAAGAAACUGUAAAUUGUGUUGAUGUUUUGGAACUAGUGCUAUCUGUUCUGUGCUUGGUAAAUUCAAGCGGGAUGGAAUUGGCUGAAAUAAAAUUAAACUUAUUCCUUCA
Messenger RNA from Malania oleifera, 4804 nucleotides. RefSeq names its product phosphomethylpyrimidine synthase, chloroplastic-like. Bases 311 to 3988 code for a protein of 1225 amino acids. Gene Ontology annotation, molecular function: ATP hydrolysis activity; metalloendopeptidase activity; ATP-dependent peptidase activity. Lineage: Eukaryota; Viridiplantae; Streptophyta; Magnoliopsida; Santalales; Ximeniaceae. Gene Ontology annotation, cellular component: membrane; chloroplast thylakoid. The transcript is spliced from 14 exons. The record is from RefSeq and is a predicted model, not a curated record. Gene Ontology annotation, biological process: thiamine biosynthetic process; proteolysis.